GCACCGGAAGUGACGCAGCUGUGGACGAGAACGCGGUUUGCUGACGCGAGAAAAAAAUGGCUGCUGCCAGGUUAGCCGUUCUUUGCAGGAAAGUGUCAGCCGCCGUGCAGACUUCCAGGUCGUUCGUGAGCCCUCAGGUCCCUGCUGGCACAGGGUUUUCUCUUAUUCUGUCGCCUAAGAAUAUACCAAGUGUCACAUCUUUACACCAGUGUAGAAUACUUCAUACCACAUUAUCAAGGAAAGGACUGGAAGAAUUUUUUGAUGACCCAAAGAACUGGGGAGAAGAAAAAGUGAAAUCUGGAGCUGCAUGGACCUGUCAGCAGUUAAGGAACAAAAGUAAUGAAGAUUUACAUAAACUUUGGUAUGUCCUACUGAAAGAAAGAAACAUGCUCCUAACUCUAGAGCAGGAGGCCAAGCGGCAGAUACUACCAAUGCCGAGCCCGGAGCGGCUAGAAAAAGUAAUAGAAUCCAUGGAUGCACUCGAUAAAGUUGUCCAGGAACGAGAAGAUGCCCUACGGCUCCUUCAGACGGGUCAAGAAAAACCUAGACCUGGUGCCUGGAGAAAAGACAUCUUUGGAAGAAUCAUCUGGCACAAGUUCAAACAGUGGCCUAUACCUUGGUACCUAAAUAAAAGGUACAACAGGAAACGAUUCUUUGCAAUGCCCUAUGUGGAACAUUUUGACAGACUGAAACGGGAGAAACACGCCCGGAUCCAAAUAAGGAAGAGAAAUUUAGAGAAAAAGAAAGCAAAACUUCUUCAGGAAAAGUUUCCACAUCUUUCUGAAGCCCAGAAGUCAAGUCUUGUCCAAGAUGUCUGAACUCUUAAUUUACCAAUUUGUUUUUCUUACAUAAACAAUAUGUAUACGAAAGUAACUAUAUGUCAAGUGGUUUAUAAAGAAACCAUAUUUUAGUCAAAUGACUAGCAACUGUUUUAAGUGUUAAUAUGGCCUGCUAAUUUUGGAAGUGGUCAUGCUUCUAUCAAAUUUUUAAAAAAUCAGGUAUCAAGUUCAGGUUACAUUUCCAUUUUAUAAAUUACUAGUGGCCUGGUGCACGGAACUGUGCCCAUUGAAUGGAAAUUAAUUAGAAGAAAGAUUUGUGUGGUAAUUAUGUUACUGCAAAAAAUUACAUGUCAAAAUAGUAUAUAUAAUAUCCUAUAUAAUCCUAUAUAAAAAAGAGCUAAUAUGCUAAUUAGACCGGACAGCAGAAUGACCAUCCGGACAAAGCUGGGGCUGUGAGGGCUGAGCCCCUUGCAAGAAUCUCGGGCAUUGGGCCUCUAGUAGUAGUAUAAAAUUAAAACACAUGUGCAAUUGGUGCCAGCGAGAGCUUUGUAUGUAUCACGCAUGCACGAGUCAACAUUUAUUUUUAACACAUUGUUUGCGGGUAGUUUUUAUCGCGUGCUAACAAGUGGCGCAGGCCAUUUUUGCUAAUUUUUUAUGCAAAUGGUAACGUUCAGUAAAAUUACGAUAACUUUAGUUUACGUAUUUAUACGUUACCCGCAUUCUACCGCUAGUCUAUAAAAAACGUAUUAAUGCGUGUCCCGCGCUCUACUACACUGGUAGAACGUAUAAAUACGUAAAACGUGUAAAUACGUUUCCCGCAUACAAUGUGUUAAAUUGCCAGUACACAUCAUAUGUACCAGGUGGUUGGUUGGUCACUUAGCCUUUUAUAUAUAUAGAUGACAUCUAAGCAGACUUCAGUAUCAUCUGUAUCUUAGAGUGGGAAAGUAAAGUUAACUACUAUAGCAAAAGCAAUUCCACUAACAUUUUUACUACUGUUAGAAUGUGAGGUGGUGUGGAUUAACUGCUGUUAAUAAAUAAUGAGUACUUUCACUGAAAAUGCUCAUAAAUACAUUUGGUAUUUAAAGUAUCAAGUCACAAGACAACGUAAGUCCAAAAUGUUUCUGGAUGGCUAGCAAUUUUUAUUAAGGUAAAAAGCAGAGGCAAUAUGUUUUACUCAUCAAUAAAAAGCAAUUCUAUCAAUCCACUGGUAAUUAAUACUAAGCAGAGUUGGAAAGCAUUUGACUGAAAGCAAAAUAUUUAGAGAAAAUAGACAUUUAUAUAAAAUUAUAAAAUGCUUAUAAUAAGAAUAAGUGCAUCCCAAGGAAAGCACAAACUUAUUUUAGUUUAUAGAGCCAGUUAAAGCCUUGAAAAUUUUAAGUGGAAAUUGAAAUAUGCAAAAAUGUAUAAACAUUCUACAAAAGAUGGUCAUUCUUUUCCUGAGUGUACUAAAGCUAUGAAACGUGAGGUGACAGGAAGGUGGAGGUGUGGGAACACUUUUCAAGGGCAUUUCCUUUCUACACACUGCUUCCCUCCUUCUUCAUACUCUUGUUUGGAAAUCCACAUCUGUUGAAAGGUGCCC
This is a messenger RNA of Myotis daubentonii (Daubenton's bat), 2358 nucleotides long. RefSeq names its product mitochondrial ribosomal protein L47 (gene MRPL47). Gene Ontology annotation, molecular function: structural constituent of ribosome. Gene Ontology annotation, biological process: mitochondrial translation. Lineage: Eukaryota; Metazoa; Chordata; Mammalia; Chiroptera; Vespertilionidae. Gene Ontology annotation, cellular component: mitochondrial ribosome; mitochondrial large ribosomal subunit. The record is from RefSeq and is a predicted model, not a curated record.